This is a messenger RNA of Physcomitrium patens, 2324 nucleotides long. The record is from RefSeq and is a predicted model, not a curated record. Lineage: Eukaryota; Viridiplantae; Streptophyta; Bryopsida; Funariales; Funariaceae.
UCCGCCGAAUCGACCAUGAGGCGGCGUUCGGCCUGCGAGGAGAUGGUGAUUCGUGAGAGUGUGAAUGCUUGAGUGCCGAUUGAUUUGCCUUAAAUUCAGCGUUGCUUCGCGUAGAUUUGGUUGGGGUUUUCGAAGGUAAAGUCUUUGUUGUGUGUUCCUUCGAAUUUUCUGUGCUGGUGGGGAGCUGAGAAAUCUUGUUGCAGGGGAAGUGCUUGAUGAUUUCCAGCUUUUUGCAUCUCCGUCCCCAAUAAUCCUCAGUUGGUCCUCAGUUGGUCGCGGGAAUUGGGUGUGUGGAUCAGGGUGGAUCAAUCGCUACAGAUGGGUGAAUCGGGGAACUCGUCGGGAAGCGUUGACGUGCGAAGAUCGAGUAGACUUUUAAAGAAGCAGAUUGAUGGGCUGAUGAAGACACUUAGCUUGGUAGAUGAGUCGGAAGAGAUAGAAAUGGAGGAAGAUGAAGAGGAGUGGGCACCUAGAGCAGGUAAGAGUGGAGCCGGUAGGGUCAUGGCGAAGAGAGGCGAGAGGGAAACGAGCGCUACGAGCUCCAGCCAACGGAGGACGAAUAGGAACCAUGCUGAGACUGGGAUGGGAUUGUUUCACAUGAUGCGCGGUGACUGGGUUGACGGUGAUUCACGUGCCACGAAAGUUGGCUUGAACGCAUUGGAAACUGCAGUUGUGGAUCCGAUCAAGGAAGAUGUAAUGAAGAAGUCUUUUGUGCCCAGUGUAUCGCAACUGGACGAAGUGAUCGACCUAAGCUGUGACGAGAUUAGUGAUGACAGUGACGAUGGAGACAGCUCUUCAGACUACGAAAGUGGAGGAGAACAAGAACUAAUCGCACCACUCAGUCAUGAAGAUGCAGGACUAUUUGCUGAAGUGAUGAAAGUAAUUAAAGAAGGAAGUGAUCUAAAGAAGCCCAAAGUCGAACAUCUGAAAGCAUAUUUGCGAAAUUAUGGGUUACGCAUGGUUGGUGUGAAAGCUAUCCUCUUGAGUCGUGUUCAAGAACACUUGAGAAUCAAGGAUGGACAAGGAGAAGAUAUAUAUCCAAGAUCGUCUUUUACAAUAAACUGCAAGGGUGACGUAUGUCUUGGAGACAUUGUGCUGUUUCUGCAGAAUGUUUAUGAUAUGCCGUUUGCAAUUCAGAGACGAGGUGCGAGUGGUCCUCCCUUGGGAAAGCGUUGGGUGGCUGGCAAAGUUGUAAAUGAGAGUUAUGGUGCUGCAAAGCAGCAGCACACAUUCACAAUUGAAGUUCUGUGGAGCACGGGUACCAGGCCAUUUUACGUCAUGCGCCCCCUUCUAAUCAAAGGCCGCAAUUUGUAUCGUAUGAGCACUCUCAGACAGCCAUGGAGUAACGAAGCAGAGAGGCAAAAGGUGUUGGAGGAAAAGCAUGCUCGUGGUGCAAAAGCUCGUGCGCUCAGACGGGGUGUGAAGGCAUCGAGGUUAAAAGUUUCUCGUACGAAAGCAGGGACGUCUACAUCAUGGUCGGGCUCAAGGGAAAGCUCACGUACUCGAGAUCGCCCAGCGGCAAAAGUCUGGGGACUUGACCCGACAAGCCGUCCUUCGCAACAUGAAAGGAUAAACAACCAACGUAAUGACUACCGAUGUCAAGACAGGAUUGCCUCACACGCACAAAAUCGAGAUCGCCCAACGGCACAAGAUAGAUUUCAUCCCACAGCGUCUUCUUUCCACAACGCUUUGCAACAUGGGAGGGUUCAUACUCAGCAGCAAUUCUAUCAAAGCGGGUUGGGGGCACACCCAGUCCCCUUGAAUCAUGUCCGUGAACGAGAAAUUUUACAUAUCGCCUGUUCCACUGCUGAAUGUGAUAAGGCCGGUGCGAAGCAGUGCAUAACGCGGGCAUGUGCCUCAUGCUGUUACAGGAGUAACUCGUCGAGAGGGAGAUGCUCUAGACAUCUAUGAAUGGAAAGUUUACCAGACACUGAUUGAAGUCAUUGAAGCUGAUCCUGAGCCCUGUAAAGCGAGGAUUUGCAUCAUUUAGUUUAAGGAUUUAACACCAUUUGUGAAGAAUGCCGCUUGGAUUGGAGCGCAGACUACUGAUGCGCUUUUCACCCUUUGUGGUCAAGUUUGUGUGCCUACUAGAACUCUUUAUACAUCUGUAUAUCAAUUUGAACGAAAUAUAUCUUUGUAAUUUUACUGUACUGCAAAUAGAAGAGAGAUUACAAUCUGAAACCUUAGAGAAAAUAUACAUGUAUACAGUUACUAGCAAAAUUUACCGUGUUAGUUGUUAGUUUCUAAAGUGUGUAGGAUUUUGAAGAUGUUUUUGUGUGCUCAUUGAUUGUUGUUGUAAAAGAGUAAAAAUAAUUCCGAUUAAA